Molecule: messenger RNA, 192 nt
Organism: Prunus armeniaca (apricot)
Lineage: Eukaryota; Viridiplantae; Streptophyta; Magnoliopsida; Rosales; Rosaceae
Source: the annotation of a GenBank genome assembly
AUGGAGGUUUUAAGUUUGAGAAGGGUGUUGACGGUGGGCAUGACAGUGGCCAUGGUGAUAAUGUUAAGAGCCGAGAUGGGUAAUGCCAGUGGGAAAAUGCAUUAUGUUGGAGGAAGCAAGACAAGUUGGGGGCCAUCAAACGUUAACCUCACAGAGUGGUCUUGUCACGAAACAUUUUACGUUGGAAAAUAA